AUGGCCUACAAAAACUUCGGUGAUGUGGUUGCGUUUGACACUACAUAUCGAACUAAUAGGUAUGCUAUGCCGUUUGUGCCUUUCACCGGAGUCAACCAUCACUAUCAAUCAAUACUUUUUGGUUUUGCACUCGUUCGGGAUGAAUUGAAGACAACUUUUGAGUGGGUUUUGAGUACUUGGCUAGAAGCAAUGGAAGGCAAAGAACCCUUGGUUAUCAUAACCGAUCAAGAUCAAGCCAUGGCCGCGGCUAUUGAAUCACAACUUCCGAACACAUCACAUUUGUUAUGCUCAUGGCACAUUAGCAACAAAUUCCCCGAGAAACUUGCAACAUAUUAUUCGAAGGAAGGGUUUAAAUUUGAUUUCAACAAUUGCAUAUAUCACUCUUUGACUGAAGUUGUGUUUGAAGAUCGGUGGAAUGCUUUGGUUUUGAAGUACAAUUUGGAAGGCAAUACAUGGCUUCAAGGGUUAUAUGCUUUGAAGCAUAAGUGGGUCGAGGCUUACACAAGAAACACUUUUUCUGCGGGUCAAAAGACCACAUCAAGAAGUGAAGGAAUGAAUGCAUAUUUCGAUGCCUAUGUUGGUUCUUGCACCGGUUUGAAAGAUUUUGUAGAGGGUGCACAAAAAGCUUUGGAGAGGCAAUUCAUGCGUGAGAAAGACGAGGAUUAUGUGACGUUUCAUAGAAGUCGUUGCAUGCAAAUGAAAACCGCUCUGGAGCACCACGCAGCUUCCAUUUAUACGAAAGAAAUGUUUCGAAGAUUUCAGGAACAAUUGGUUGAAUCAUCUAAGUACUUUGUGGAGAAAGAUAGAGAUCGGUCCUUGGAAGAUGUUCAAGACACGUUCUACAAAUGUUAUAGACCGUUGAUGCGUGCUUCUCAGAGAAACACGUAUCUCGUAUCAUUCAACAAGGUGUCAUUAUGGGGUUCAUGCAUUUGUAAAAUGUUUGACAAUGUUGGCAUACCAUGCCGUCACAUUAUUGCCGUCUUGACGAAGAGGUGUGUGGCAGAACUACCAGAACAUUUUGUCAAACGGCGUUGGACAAGGGACGCCAAUAGAGUUGAUGGCAAGUUGCCAUAUCACACGUCCGAAUUUCAAUCACCAUCUCAUGAAAUGACUCCCACGGAAAGAUUCAACCACAUGACAUUACUUACCAUGUCGUUUAGUCAUAGUUGCAUGGCAUCGAAAGAGCGGUAUGAGUAUGCCGUUGGGGUUAUUAAUCGGGAAACAGAAAUACUUGAGAGCAUGCCCGUUGACGGGGUCGAAAAUGAAGGAGGUGAAUUAAAUCCAAAAACAACUCAAGAAGGUGGUGAGAAAUUGCAUGAGAGUGAAAUGGCCGACGGUUCGGAUGAUGAGUCAGUGUCACACGUCAGCAACUCAAUCUCGGACUCGGAAGAAAUGUGUGAUUCACCUACUUUUAGCUUCUUGGAGGACGCGAUUCGUGAGCUCGACGAACUUGCAGAAAUGUACGAACCACCAUCCCACUCGGAAGAAAUGUGUGAUUCACCUAGUUUUAGCUUCUUGGAGGAAGCAAUUCAUGAGCUAGACGAAUUGGCACAGAUGCACGAACCACCUCCCCAAUUGGAGGAAGAAGACACCGAGUUGUACCCGCCUGAGGAAGCGGCCUACCGGUCAAGAAAUUGGACCGAAGCUUGUCAGUGGUGUGCAAGCGAUAACAUGUUCGAAAGGGUGGCUUAUAACUUGACCCCAUAUUUUCUACCUAUUUUGAACUUGGGUAAGGACUAUCCCGACGGGCCAAACAAAGUAUCGUUGUGGGAUGGUGGUGAUAUUGUGACGUGUGAUAGGAUAGCCGACAUUAUGAAGUUGAGGCCUCGCCCGGGUUGCACGCGUGACCAAAUGCGAAUUGAAUAUGUCAAGGGGUGGGUGUCCAACCUUCGUGGUGAUGAUACGGGAAAAUGGAUAACGCGCAAAGAACCAUGGAGCAAAUUUCGUCUCUACGAUGGGUCUAAUAGCAUUCAUGUCACACUAUGGAAUGAUCACAAUACGCAUGCCAAUGUGACCGAAGGUGUGCUCCGUGAAGGUUGUGUUGUUGUGCUGUAUUGGGUGGCAUGCUUCAUUAGAGCCGAUGCGACGCCCGGGCAUUCCACACACCGACUAUCGGGAGGCUUCUCCAACAUUUUAGCAGUGUUUAGUUAG
This is a messenger RNA of Daucus carota subsp. sativus, 2151 nucleotides long. RefSeq names its product protein FAR1-RELATED SEQUENCE 5-like. Gene Ontology annotation, biological process: regulation of DNA-templated transcription. The record is from RefSeq and is a predicted model, not a curated record. The transcript has 2 exons. Gene Ontology annotation, molecular function: zinc ion binding. NCBI's taxonomy places the organism in Eukaryota, Viridiplantae, Streptophyta, Magnoliopsida, Apiales, Apiaceae. The coding region runs from base 1 to 2151 and encodes 716 amino acids.